Thalassophryne amazonica is the source of this 1255-nucleotide messenger RNA. It is a transcript of the gene efna1a, whose product is annotated as ephrin-A1a. Bases 227 to 907 code for a protein of 226 amino acids. Gene Ontology annotation, molecular function: ephrin receptor binding. Gene Ontology annotation, biological process: axon guidance; ephrin receptor signaling pathway. NCBI's taxonomy places the organism in Eukaryota, Metazoa, Chordata, Actinopteri, Batrachoidiformes, Batrachoididae. The record is from RefSeq and is a predicted model, not a curated record. Gene Ontology annotation, cellular component: plasma membrane. The transcript has 5 exons.
GGAUCAGCUUCAGUCACUGCAGAUUUCUCCGGUUCAGCUCAUCUCUUCACACUUUUUAACCCACUUCAUUUAUUUUUCUUUUGCAUUAGUUAAGUGACUCUGUAGUUUUUAACCCCCCCUGCCCCCCCCCUCACUGUCCAGGUGUGCGGACGAUCACUUUUCCGGGGUGAAGGUUUUUUUUUUUGUUUUUUUUUUGCGCCCGCUGCACGCCUGCGCUCCUCUGCGCAUGGAUUUGCUUUGGAUCGUGUGCUGCGCCGUGUGCGUGUGCGCCUGGUUUACUUCAGCGGAGCGGCACAGCGUCUACUGGAACAGCUCCAACCCCAAGUUCCGGUGGGAUGACUACACCGUGGAGGUGAAGCUUAAUGACUACCUGGACAUCGUGUGCCCCCAUUACCCUGAGGGCGAGGUCCCCUUACUGGAUGCCGAACGCUAUGUGCUGUACAUGGUCGAGCGCGAGGACUACGAAUCCUGCAAACCGCAGUCGUACGACCAGAUGCGCUGGGAGUGUGGCCACCCGUUCGCCCCUCAUGCACCCGAGAAGUUCUCUGAGAAGUUCCAGCGUUUUACUCCGUUUACUCUGGGCAAGGAAUUCCGACAAGGAGAAAGCUACUAUUAUAUCUCCAACCCUUUGCACCACCACGGUGAGGACUGCCUCAGGCUGCGGGUUAACGUCGUAGCAUCUGACGGCUCCCAAGAGGCCAGAGUGGCCAAAGGGGGAGGUGCAGGCGGGGCUGGAGCUGGAGGCAGGGUUCACAACCCGUCCAAUAGGCUACCAGCAGCAGAUGACCCGGUGGUGGCUCUUCCAGAGGUCCAAAAGAGCGUUCGGACCAGCUCAGGAGUGACGACUAUAUCCCUCUCAAUCCUCUCAUUGCUGGUCCCAUUUUCACUACUGCUGCUGUUACACUGAGAGUACGUGAAAGAACGGUUUAUUUUUAGACUGGAAUUUUUUUUUUCAGGGACUACAAUGAAGACAGUCUGCGGGGAUCCAACCACAGACUCAAAAAAUAAAAUAAGACUUCUUCUGCCCAGUGCUGGCCACAGGGAGGGAGUUUGGAAGCUUGUAAAGAGCAGACAGACUCGUGCACAAAAUGUGCUGAGUAGCUGAGACGGAACAUUCUGUAUGUGUGUCUUCUGGUUUCUCCAAAAGGUGACAGUAUUUUUCUUCGGAAAGCUUCAGCCCUCCUUGAACUGAAAAUGUUUGGGGCUGUCAUUUAAAGGAAAACCCUGAAAUCCUGUAAGAAAGAUGAAGAGGAAC